UUGCGAGCCUGUGUGUGGCUGUCCACGUCGACGAUGGAUGAAAGCCUGGAGCAUUGCGUUAAAUCUCUGGAGGAGAACGACGAAGACGUGCGCGACGAGGCACGGCGCGCACUUCUCAGCAUUUGCCGAAACGUACUGAGAUCGCCGAGCAAUUACAGGUCCCGCGAGCUGCGCCUCGAUGACGAGGUCGUCGUCGAGAAACUCCUGCCGGCCAUCGGUGCUAUGGAGUGUUUAUUUGACGUUGGCUACGUUGAGGAUGGAGAACGGAUAUUCCUACCUCAAAACGCAUCCCUCUUGAAGCUUCAGGGCUUGUCUAGACUGUUGUGUACCACAUCAGGGAGCAGCCCAAUAACUAAUGACAUCAACAAAAGUUCUACAGCGCAAAAAACAUUUUUCGACAGAAUUGUCGGACAUUUUCAUGAUGUUAUGUACUACGAAAAUCUGAAUUUACAAAGAAAGGCCAAGAAAGUUGUGCCUGUUGUACAAUUAGAAAUUGCAACGAUGACAAAGAUGAGAGAUAUACAAAAAUCCUUAAAGUUAAAAAAUGCAGCCGAUUCUUCGAAAUUCGAAGGGGAAUUGAUAGCUAAAGAUUUAUUUCUGGUUGAGCUUUUGCACUGGUUCAAGUACGAAUUUUUUGAAUGGAUCAACAGCCCGAUGUGUCCGACAUGCUCCAUCGAAUGUACAUACGAAAGUGUGAUACAAUUUCCAGAUCCUCAUUGUUCGAAAAUAGAAUUACACAGAUGUCAAAAGUGCAAUAUAGUUGUCGAAUUUCCUCGUUAUACGCAUCCAGAGCCACUGUUGACCCUGAGACGCGGCCGUUGCGGAGAAUGGGCUAAUGUCUUCACUCUUUUGUGCCGAUCGUUAGGCUACGAUGCGCGAUAUGUAAGCGACGAGACUGAUCACGUCUGGACAGAGAUAUGGUCAGCGUCAAGCAAGAGAUGGAUUCAUGUAGAUCCAUGUGAGAACGUCAUAGAUAAGCCGUUAAUGUACGAAAAAGGAUGGCAGAAAAAGUUAACAUAUAUAAUAGCCUAUUCCAAGGAUGAAGUACAGGACGUCACAUGGCGUUACACGCGAAACCAGGAAACCGUAAUGAAGAGGCGAAAAAUUUGCGCCGAACAGAGUUUAAUACGCUUGCUCCAAUCAUUGACCGAGCAGCGGCAAAAUUCUGCUGAUUGCAGCUAUGCGCGUAGAAAAUACGUUAUCAAGCGGAGACUAUUGGAACUCGCCGAUAUGCUGUACAUUCCAAAUUCACAGAACAAGGACUCCGACGAGACCUAUGAGGGGCGAACCUCAGGCUCUCUUAUGUGGAGAUUGGCACGAGGCGAGAUUACACAGACUGACACGGGAAAGAGCUAUAUUUGGGACAUUUCCAAAUACGGACAAGCAUUCGAGCUGCGAUACAACGUCGUUAAAGAUUUCUAUUACGUUGUGCGCAAUGAUACUGUUCUGAAACGAAAAUCUGGAUGGCUGGAAGGAAUGAACGCCACAGAAGGUGGAAUCUUUCGUAAAGUCGAGAACGAUUGGAAGAUGGUUUACUUAGCACGGUCGCCGCAAGCGAAAUACGGACGUGUUAAAUGGACCUUCGAAAUCAGUAAUUCUGAAUUAUAUCUAGAGACAUUUUCUUUGAAAGCUAAAACAGAGGUGUUUCAAGGAGCCAAGGUAUCUUGCGAGAUUGAGGCUGUCUUCGACGAAAACAAAACAAUUGUUAUAGCUGUUCCUAAUUGUGGUAACUUCCACACGGACGAAGUGAGAAAGGCGGUGCGGUUGAACGUAAUUAUAACAUUGUCCGACGGACAAGGUUCGGAAGCCUGGCAACACGCUCAACUCUUUCGACAAAGUUUGGAUAACACGGAGGAAUCGUCAAUGAUAAUUAGUAUUCAAUUGAAAAAUCGUUGCGUAUGAUUCUAAUUUUAGUUUUAAUCAUUUUCAACUUUCGUAGAUGAAAUUAUGUUAUCUUUCUCAAGAGAUUCAUGUUACACGAAAUAUAUUAUUGUUUUACAUAUUACCAUAAAACAUCGUUUCCUGAAAAUACGUGACUAAUAUGUGAUAAUCAAAUCAAUGUUAAACGUUUGUAUAAAUUACAAAAUUAUAAUAGUAUCAGAAGAAUUAUUAUGAAACUUUCUGAGCAUAUGAAUAAGAUAUUUCAAUGUUGCAAUUAUUAUGCGCUUUGAUAAAAUGUGUUUUAACAUCUGCUAAGAGGCUGACGUGUCGCCUGCGUGUAUUUGAUUAAAAAAAAAAAGAUUAGACUAUUGUAGACUCAAAUUUAUUGUAGAGACUUAUUUAACAAAAAUUAAAUCACGUAAACCUCACAGAUGAAAACAAAUUUGCGCGAGGGAGCAUUUCUCUUUGACGCAGCCUUUUGUUUGAUUUCCUGAAGCUGUCGAACUAAUCCAAUAUUUUGGAAUUUUAAUUUAAUUUUUUAAAAUUAGAUAUUAAAAAAUUAUUACAAUUCCAAUGGUUUGUGGAAUAUUUGUAAUAUUCUUAAUAUUUUAAAGAAACAUGCAGGUUGUCCAAAGAUUAAGUGCUAAUGAAGUUUUCAAAAUAGCAAUAAAAUAUCUGAAACUAU
Messenger RNA from Monomorium pharaonis (pharaoh ant), 2566 nucleotides. RefSeq names its product peptide-N(4)-(N-acetyl-beta-glucosaminyl)asparagine amidase (gene Pngl). The record is from RefSeq and is a predicted model, not a curated record. Gene Ontology annotation, biological process: protein deglycosylation; glycoprotein catabolic process; protein quality control for misfolded or incompletely synthesized proteins. Bases 34 to 1902 code for a protein of 622 amino acids. Gene Ontology annotation, molecular function: peptide-N4-(N-acetyl-beta-glucosaminyl)asparagine amidase activity. Gene Ontology annotation, cellular component: cytoplasm; cytosol; nucleus. Lineage: Eukaryota; Metazoa; Arthropoda; Insecta; Hymenoptera; Formicidae. The transcript is spliced from 6 exons.